CGAGGACAAAUCAUUGAGAAUCAAGGUCGAGGACAGAUCAUUGAGAAUCAAGGUCGAGGACGGAUCAUUGUGAAUCAAGGUCGAGGGCAGAUCAUUGAGAAUCAAGGUCGAGGCCAGAUCAUUGAAAAUCAAGGUCGAGGACAGAUCAUUGAAAAUCAAGGUCGAGGACAAAUCAUUGAGAAUCAAGGUCGAGGGCAGAUCAUUGAGAAUCAAGGUCGAGGACAGAUCAUUGUGAAUCAAGGUCGAGGACAGAUCACUGCGAAUCAAGAUCGUGGACAGAUCAUU
Molecule: messenger RNA, 285 nt
Organism: Lottia gigantea (owl limpet)
Lineage: Eukaryota; Metazoa; Mollusca; Gastropoda; Lottiidae
Exons: 1
Source: RefSeq, a predicted model, not a curated record